This is a messenger RNA of Camellia sinensis, 450 nucleotides long. NCBI's taxonomy places the organism in Eukaryota, Viridiplantae, Streptophyta, Magnoliopsida, Ericales, Theaceae. The record is from RefSeq and is a predicted model, not a curated record.
AUGGGAGCAUGCUAUAGAUGUGGCCAAGUUGGUCAUUUGGUGAAAGAUUAUCCAAAAUUCACCAACUCUGCGAUGGGUACUCCCAAACCAGCUCAGAAAUCAGGAACAGUCAUAAAAGAGAAGAAAGAACAGAAAUGCCAAGGGAAAGCUUUUGCUUUAGUACCUAGAAACCCCGACGCUACUAAGAACGUUAUGUCAGGUACACUUUCUCUAUGUGGUCAUUCAACUCAUAUUCUCAUUGAUUCUGGAUCAACUCAUUCUUUUGUUUCUCCACAUUUUACUUCCAAAUUGACAUCAACAUCUAAACCCUUGGGAUAUGCAUUAUUUGUGUCUUUUUCAUCCAAUGGUUUCGCACUUAGUACGGAGGAAUACAUAUACCGUGCUAUAUCCCUAGAAGAUGAAACCUUGUAUGUGGAUCUGAUUCCACUUCGCAUCAGUAGUUUGAUAUAA